Trifolium pratense (red clover) is the source of this 1557-nucleotide messenger RNA. Its product is annotated as beta-glucosidase 24-like. Lineage: Eukaryota; Viridiplantae; Streptophyta; Magnoliopsida; Fabales; Fabaceae. The coding region runs from base 1 to 1557 and encodes 518 amino acids. Gene Ontology annotation, biological process: carbohydrate metabolic process. Gene Ontology annotation, molecular function: beta-glucosidase activity. The record is from RefSeq and is a predicted model, not a curated record. The transcript is spliced from 15 exons.
AUGAAGAUGUUAUCAUCUUUGAAAUUUAUUCUUACAAUCUUGUCUAUUGUUGUUUUGCUUUCCAAUUUGUGCCAGGCUCAAGGUUUGCUAUUGUCUACUGCUCCAAUACAGAUAGGAGAAGAAAAUCAUAUUUCAUUCAAGAGGUCUCCAAAUUCUUCAAGUUUUUUAAAUAGAGCGUCAUUUCCAUCUGAUUUUCUUUUUGGUGCUGGAUCUUCUGCCUUUCAGAUUGAAGGAGAUUUUCAUGAAGGAGGAGGUGGAACGGGAGUAUGGGAAGAAAGAUUUGUGGAUGGUGAUAAAUUUGACACAAUGAUUGAACAUUACAAAAGAUACAAGGAGGAUGUGCAACAUUUGAAGUAUCUUGGAGUGAACUCUUAUAGAAUGUCUAUCUCAUGGAGUAGAAUUUUGCCCGAUGGAACCUUGAAAGGAGGUAUAAACAAAGAAGGUAUCAACUUUUACAACAAUUUGAUCAAUGAGUUACUUGCAAAUGGUAUUGAGCCUCUUGUAACUAUUUUGCACUUUGACUAUCCACUAGCCAUUCAACAAAAUAUUGGUGGCUUCUUAAAUCACACUAUUGUGAAAUAUUACAAAGAUUAUUGUGAACUACUAUUUAAAACAUAUGGAGAUAGAGUAAAACAUUGGACGACAACAAAUGAAGCACAAAUCGUAGCUAUCUACACAUACAUGCAUGGCUAUGAUAAUGACAAUGCUGAACCAUGCCAAGAUUUAAGAAUAUGUUCACAAGCAUAUACAGUCCUUCAUAACUUCCUCAUUUGCCAUGCUACAGCAACACAUUUAUAUAGACAAAAAUUUCAAGAAACACAAAGGGGAGAAAUUGGACUUGUUAUAUCAUCUCAAAGUUUUGUUCCCUAUAGUUCAAAAGCAGAGGAUGUGGCUGCUGCUCAAAGACUAAUGGUUUUCUGGUUGGGAUGGAUUUUAGAGCCAUUGUUUUAUGGAGAUUACCCACAAAUUAUGAGAAACUUAGUGGGGAAUAGGUUGCCCAAUUUCACCGAAAAGGAGAAAUGUAUGAUCAAAGGAAGCGCAGACUUUAUCGCAAUAAAUUAUUAUAGUUCUCAAUUUGCUAGAUACGAAUCAAAUAGAUUCAAGAUUGGUGGUUUUGACAAUUUUGAUGCCUUAGCUACAUCAGAAGAAUUUAAUGUUGAAGGAAAAUCCAUUGGUCAAAAGGAUCAAUACAGUGGACGCUAUGUUUAUCCCAAAGGAUUGUAUGAUGUUUUAAUGUUUAUAAAGGAAAAGUACCAAAAUCCUAACAUUUACAUCACUGAAAAUGGUACUCCUUCCAACAAUCCAAAUCCAUUGGAGGACGAACACCGAAUUGAUUAUAUUGCAGCACAUAUAAACGCUACUAAAGCAGCAAUCGACAAUGGUGUAAACGUUCGUGGUUACUUCGUCUGGGCAGCAUUCGAUACCUUUGAAUUUGCAGCGGGCUAUUCUGGACAUUGGGGACUUUAUCAUGUUGAUUUUAAUAAUAGUCUCAAGCGUAUACCAAAGGCUUCUGCUAAAUGGUAUAGAAAUUUUUUGACAUCCAAUUGCGGACACUAA